Molecule: messenger RNA, 600 nt
Organism: Coffea eugenioides
Lineage: Eukaryota; Viridiplantae; Streptophyta; Magnoliopsida; Gentianales; Rubiaceae
Product: dirigent protein 21-like
Exons: 1
Coding region: 1-600 (199 amino acids)
Source: RefSeq, a predicted model, not a curated record
AUGAGGAAGACGACGUUAAGCUUCCUACUGGUGGUUUUCGCAAUCGUCAUGACGGCCAUGGCCCCACCGGUUCAUGGGCAGAUAAACCCUGAUGAUCAAAGUCCCAAAGCCGUGGAACGUUGGUUCAAGAAGCUUGGGCAUGCAAAACAAGAAAAGUUAACUAAGCUCCAUUUCUAUUUCCACGACAUUCUUUCUGGGAAUAAGCCCACAGCUGUGCAGGUGGCUCAGGCCAACAUUACUUCUAAAUCACCCACGUUGUUCGGCAUUGUCAAUGUAAUGGAUGAUCCAUUGACGGUGGGACCAGAACCCGAUUCGAGAAUCAUCGGUUUUGCUCAAGGGUUGUAUGCUUCAGCCUCGCAGGAGGACGUGGGGUUGCUCAUGACCCUUAAUUUUGUUUUCACCGAUGGCAAGUAUAAUGGUAGCACUCUCAGUAUUCUGGGACGCAAUCCUGUGUUUCACAAGUACCGAGAACUGCCGAUACUCGGUGGUUCUGGCGUUUUCCGGCUGGCACGAGGGAUCGCCACUGCAAAGACGCAUACAUUUAACGCUACAACAGGAGAUGCCAUUGUUGAGUACCAUGUCAUUGUUAUGCAUUAUUGA